Larimichthys crocea (large yellow croaker) is the source of this 4207-nucleotide messenger RNA. It is a transcript of the gene glsa, whose product is annotated as glutaminase a. Lineage: Eukaryota; Metazoa; Chordata; Actinopteri; Sciaenidae. The record is from RefSeq and is a predicted model, not a curated record. The transcript has 18 exons. Gene Ontology annotation, molecular function: glutaminase activity; protein binding. Gene Ontology annotation, biological process: L-glutamine catabolic process. Bases 171 to 2072 code for a protein of 633 amino acids.
GUGUAAGGUAGGUUGUAUCCCGGCGGUGGUGGAGAGUGGUCUGUUGUUGAGUCACCGGGAAAACCGUUACUCGACCGGGAAAGCUGGGAACCGUUCCUCCGUUUCUCCGCUCGGUUUUUUUUUAUACUGUAGUUACACCCAUCCACCAGACUCUUCUCGACGGGAUUGAAAUGUUACAUUUUCGGUCCACGGUAGCGCUCAAGGAGUUGUUUCAAACCCCGCUGAAAGGUCCGUUGACAGGUAGAGUCGGUGCCGUUAAAGCGGCACCUGCAGCCUCCGCCUGCUUCAGCAGCACCGUUAGUUUGGAUGGGAGGUCGCCGGGCAGAGGGAGGGCGUUUGCCGGGUGGAGAGCCCCGCCGCCGCCGCCGCCUCACUUCACCAGAAGGCACGCCGUGAGAGGCUUUUGCUCCAAAGGUGACGGCCAGAAUGAAGCCGGCAAGGAUGCUUCAGCGGAGAAGAGAAGAAAGGCAGGCAUCCUGCCCAGCCUGGAGGAUCUGCUCUUCUACACCAUCGCAGAGGGCCAGGAAAAAAUCCCUGCGCACAAAUUCACCACAGCUCUUAAAGCAACGGGGCUUCGCACGGGAGACCCUCGGCUGAAAGAAUGUAUGGAGAUGCUGAAGGUGACUUUGAAGACGACCUCUGACGGAGCGCUGGACCGGCACCUCUUCAAAAAAUGUGUCCAGAGCAACAUCGUCCUGCUCACCCAGGCAUUCAGGAAGAAGUUUGUCAUCCCAGACUUCCAGUCCUUCAGCGCCCACAUCGACGACCUCUAUGACAAUGCCAAAAACAUGUCUGGAGGGCAGGUGGCUGACUACAUUCCCCAACUGGCCCGCUUCAGCCCUGACCUGUGGGCCGUCGCCCUGUGCACUGUCGACGGACAGAGGCACACUGUCGGCGACACCAAGGUCCCCUUCUGUUUGCAAUCCUGCGUUAAGCCCCUGAAAUACGCCAUCGCCGUUCACGACCACGGGACCGAGUACGUGCACCGCUUCAUCGGCAAAGAGCCCAGCGGCCUGCGAUUCAACAAGCUCUUCCUGAACGAGGAGGAUAAACCACACAACCCCAUGGUUAAUGCUGGCGCUAUCGUCUGUACCUCCCUCAUUAAGCAAGGCGCAAGCAACGCUGAGAAAUUUGAUUAUGUCAUGAACUUCAUGAACAAACUGGCAGGAAACGAGUACGUGGGCUUCAGCAACGCCACUUUCCAGUCAGAGCGAGAGUCUGGAGACAGAAACUUUGCCAUCGGCUAUUACCUGAAGGAGAAGAAGUGUUUCCCAGAGGGGACAGACAUGACCUCCAUCCUCGACUUCUACUUCCAGUUGUGCUCCAUCGAGGUGACCUGCGAGAGCGCCAGCGUCAUGGCCGCGACUCUGGCCAACGGCGGCUUCUGUCCAAUCACAGGGGAGCGCGUGCUGAGCCCCGAGGCGGUGCGGAACACUCUCAGCCUGAUGCACUCCUGCGGCAUGUACGACUUCUCCGGACAGUUCGCUUUCCACGUCGGCCUGCCGGCGAAAUCUGGCGUUGCUGGCGGCAUCCUGCUGGUCGUUCCAAACGUGAUGGGCAUCAUGUGUUGGUCGCCUCCACUGGACAAGCUGGGCAACAGUGUCAGAGGCAUCCAGUUCUGCACGGACCUGGUUUCUCUCUGCAACUUCCACAACUACGAUAACCUGAGGCACUUUGCGAAGAAACUGGAUCCUCGCCGGGAGGGAGGAGACCAGAGGGUGAAGUCGGUGAUCAAUCUGCUGUUUGCUGCUUACACUGGAGACGUCUCUGCUCUGAGGAGGUUUGCGUUGUCCUCCAUGGACAUGGAGCAGAGGGACUAUGACUCCAGGACGGCUCUGCAUGUGGCAGCUGCUGAAGGACAUGCCGAGGUGGUUCGCUUCCUGCUGGAGGCCUGUAAAGUCAACCCGAUUCCCAAAGACAGGUGGGGGAACACGCCGAUGGACGAGGCGGUCCACUUCGGCCACCACGACGUGGUGACAAUCCUCCGUGACUACCACACCCAGUACAGCCCUCCGGACACCACCAGCACCGACAAGGAGAACGCAGAGAAGAACCUGGACGGGAUGCUGUGAAGGGAACCGGCUGACGAGACGCCUGGACAGCCGUGGGUUCAAGAAAUCACUUGAAUCACCUCAGGUGGUGUGCUGUGAGGGGAGGAGGAAGUCAGAAAAGAAAUGUCUUAAUUCAAAGAGGUCAACAACACACAUAGAAAACAGUUAAGACCAUCAAAUCAACUGUAAAAACAGCACCAUCCCUCCAGAGUAAAAGCUCCUCAUCAUGUUAUAGAUGUUGUUUUUUUGUACUAUAUUAAUGUGGGGAAAUAUUUUGAUUUCUUUUCUCCUUUCUCAUCAGCUUCGUAGCUCUGUAGUAUGUAACCAGACACCGAUUGAUUGCUGGGUAAACUCAGUCACGGCUGCUAAGUCGAUGGAUUUACUGUUUAAACGCUGCUUUAUUCUGAAAAGCUGAGAACAGGAAGGUGUAAUUUAGAGGCGUUGCAGACGGUUAGAACCCUUCCUCACUUUGUCGUUACAACAUGGUGGAAUGUAUCUUCCCCCAAACACUUUGGUGUGUUUGUAAUGUGUGUGUGUGAUAUUUAUUUAUCUAUUUAAGAUAAAGUGUACAUUUACAGUAUGUAGUGUGUGUAUAUUCCUGACAUGAGGGUGAGUUAGUGUAAAUACAGGUGUAUAGAUGUAGUUCUCACAAAGAAGUUCAACAUUUAGAUUAAUAAUUAAACAAUUCUUUUUGGGUUUUUUUGUUUUCACCCCCUAAAACUGGACUUUUAUUUUUCACCACAACACUGUUUAAUGUGCUUUUUUAUUUGAUUUGAUUGUAAUAUUAGAAAAUAAUGUAAGCGAGUCAGCCAAAGUUCAGGUCGAAGUUUGUCCUCGAAAGAGUUUAAAAUAUCAGAUGUGACACUGCCAGCACUGACAGUAGCUUGAAUUACUGUAAAGAUCCACCGAUGUUUGACGUUUGUUUUACACUUUAACUUUUUUUUUGUUUUUAGACAUCAUGGCUCAAAUUCUGUGAAAGGAAUCGCACUCAACAAAAAAAACAACCUCACAAGAGACAGACGUUUGUGGAUGAUUUUAACAACCUUAAAGCUCCAGUAGAAAAGCAGCAAUUAUUAUCAGUAUUGACUGCUGGGAAAAUAUGUGAUGAAAUUAUAGUUGUUGUCCCGAAGAUCUCAGGAAGUCUUGAAUUGAACUUGUUAACCUGCAGAAACCACGUUGGCUGCACUGCUGACAGUUGUGUCUAAAUUUAGUCCAGUAUAAUUUGAAUUAACAAUUUAAUUAUCUAACUUUAGGUUGUUUAUCUGAUGUGACUACAAGGAGGAGUUUUAUGUCCAACACUACAUUACUGUGAGAGAGAUGAAUUUAUCCAACCUCUACAUCAGAAACACAUUUUGAAACCAUCUGAUUGGCUGUUUGUUACAGCAGUGACACUUGCAGCUGACUCUUGGAUUUAUGGAUGUAACUUGAUAUUUUCUUUGUUGAGUGCACGUUUUCCUUUCAUUUCACGCUCUUAACACUUUAUUUUUAUCGCUAUGAAUCUAAAGAUUUUCUGAAAAUCAACGUUUUAGUGCAGAAAAUGUGUUGACUGUGAUGUAUCACAAGAUUUUUUGAUGUAUGUCAAAUUGAAAGAGUUUGUUUUAUGUUUGUUUGUUUUUUAUCUGUAAUGUGCAGAAAAAUCUGUCAAACUUGUGCAAGUUGUGCAGAUGUUUCCAGACGUUUUUGUGUGUUUGUAGCUUGUUGAAAGUUUGGAUGUUGUUUCUGCACAGAGAAACUGGACCGGGCAAUCAAACAUGUCUUAUAUUAACAAUCUGUGCUGUGGGAAACAUUUUUAAACUCCUUAGGUUGGGAUCAGUUCAUUCGGUUUGAAUUAUUUUAAAAAGUGAUUUAAAAAAGAAGCACAAAUCUGCAAUAUUUGAGAAAAUAAUUAGCAAUAGAGAUGACUGUCAGAUGAAAUCAGCAAUAUGCAUUUGUGAUCCCGGCCUGCAGGUCCACUCACUGUCUGAACCUGAUCACCUGAAGUGAUCUCUGUUUGCAGCUGCGACUGAAGUCUUCUGAAUGUAAACGUGUUUGGUGUUGUUCUGUUUCUUCUUCAUGUAUAUUUAUGCUGCUUCAGCUCGCGGCGGGCGGUCAGAGUGUCGCAGGCAAUUCAGAUAUUUAUUCACAGAUCAAACAUUUAAUAAAAGUUAUGAAAGUCA